Molecule: messenger RNA, 1868 nt
Organism: Pollicipes pollicipes
Lineage: Eukaryota; Metazoa; Arthropoda; Thecostraca; Pollicipedomorpha; Pollicipedidae
Product: protein odd-skipped-related 2
Exons: 3
Coding region: 1-975 (324 amino acids)
Biological process (GO): embryo development; regulation of transcription by RNA polymerase II
Cellular component (GO): nucleus
Molecular function (GO): RNA polymerase II transcription regulatory region sequence-specific DNA binding; DNA-binding transcription factor activity, RNA polymerase II-specific
Source: RefSeq, a predicted model, not a curated record
AUGCAAUCAGAGUGGAAGCAGCCCAACGGCAAUGGUCAGAUGCAGAUCAAUCCGCUGCAGAAUACGUCGUACCUGGCGCUGCAGCAGUCACUGCGCUCGCAGCGCCUCCUCUCCACCUUCUCGCAGAUGGCCGACCUGAGCAAGGCCCGCAGCGCCGCCGCCGCCGCCGCUGCCGGUAAGUUUGACUUCGCGCGACUGGCCGAGUCGGCGACAGAGGCGACGCCGACCGGGCGGCGGCCGCCGCUGCUGCCCGCCUUCCCGGCGCUGGAGCAGUACCAGCCGCUGCUGCUGCCCGCCCUCUUCCCCGGCCUGGGCCUUCCCUUCACGCGGCGGCCGGCACCAAGUCGCGGCCGCGCCGCCCGACCGAAGAAACAGUUCAUCUGCAAGUACUGCCAGCGCCACUUCACCAAGAGCUACAACCUGCUGAUCCACGAGCGCACGCAUACGGACGAGCGGCCGUUCUCGUGCGACAUCUGCGGCAAGGCCUUUCGCCGACAGGACCACCUCAGGGACCACAGGUACAUCCACUCGAAGGAGAAGCCGUUCACUUGCGGUGUGUGCGGCAAGGGCUUCUGCCAGUCGCGCACGCUGGCCGUACACAAGAUCCUGCACAUGGAGGAGUCGCCGCACCGCUGUCCCACGUGCAGCCGCAGCUUCAACCAGCGCUCCAACCUGAAGACCCACCUGCUGACGCACACCGACAUCAAGCCCUACUGCUGCACUGACUGCGGCAAGGUGUUCCGACGGGCGUGCGACCUGCGCCGCCACGGCCUGACGCAUACACUGGGCCUGGAGGAGGCCAGCGACGCGAGCGAGGAGGCGGCGGAGCCGGACGGACCGCGCCGCCGCCCGCUGCCGCUCCAGCAGCACAUGUCGCAGGACAAGGCGCAGCAGCUGGAGGCCGCCCGCGGCGCGCCCGCGCCCACCGUGACGGCGAAAGUCGCCAAGUUCAGCAUAGAGUCGCUCAUGUCGUAAUCCGGCGACAGGCGGCCGCGCUGUAGGCGGGCCCGGUGGUGUAACCGUAACGGCCGGUGCCUCGCGAUGGAGCGUUCCCCGACGUGCGCGAGGAGUCGGACUCGUCCUGCCCGCUGGAGCAGGCCAGCCUGUACAAUGAUGAACUCUGAUGUACAUAGCUCGACCGCGACGCGCCGGCUGCGUCAUAUGAUGAGAGCCCUUCGUGUUACAUGGGCUUGUACGUCUUCACUGGUGCGCGAGGACGACACUUGCCAUCGGCCAUGAUAUUUGAAUGUCAGCGGCAUCCAGCUCAACGUGUGGAACGGCUGACCGAGACGUACAUGAUGCCAUUGUCCUCGCGCGAAAAUGCUCAGUGUUUUGAAUGCACCGUCAGCAAAUGUGAUUGUUCUAUUUCCAUUGAAAUGUUCGUGAAGAUAGGCCUUGUUAAAGUCUUUUAUGUACGAAAAAUAUGGGCAUUGCCUCGUGUUGACACCUAAUUGAAAUGUAUUACGAAACAGCUCAUUGUUGUAGCUACAAUAGAUUGUAUUGCCAUGACUAGCGCACCUAAAUAAAGUUAAAAUUCGUAUCUUAGAGAUGCCAAAUCUAGACUUAACAAACCUACGGUAUUGCAGGUAACUUUACUCUAAAUUCAUUCGGAAUACUGUGACCAAGGGCACAGAUCACAAAUGUUUCUUUCAAUACUCUCUUUGAAACCAUUUGUGUAGCUGGCUUUUCUCUAAAAACUAGCUGCCAGGUGGAUGUUGGUUGCGUAAAACAAUUGCUGUCAUGGCUUAAACCGGUGCGAUGUUGUGCACUCAGUGCCUAUCACGCGAGUCCACGUCCAGUGCACGUAUUCGCAUAUGCAACAUGGUCUCUGAGCAUCUCUUCAAAUAAAAACAAUACCUCUCUUGGUA